Molecule: messenger RNA, 1635 nt
Organism: Columba livia (rock pigeon)
Lineage: Eukaryota; Metazoa; Chordata; Aves; Columbiformes; Columbidae
Gene: DCAF11
Product: DDB1 and CUL4 associated factor 11
Exons: 14
Coding region: 113-1525 (470 amino acids)
Biological process (GO): proteasome-mediated ubiquitin-dependent protein catabolic process
Cellular component (GO): Cul4-RING E3 ubiquitin ligase complex
Molecular function (GO): protein binding
Source: RefSeq, a predicted model, not a curated record
GGCGUUUCUCCGAUCACAUGACAGCGACCUGGGCCAAUCAGGGCCAGCCCCGCCCCCAAGCCCCGCCCAUUCCGGUUCCCAGCAGAGCGGCGGCGACACCGACAGGUCCCCCAUGGGUUCUCACGGUAGGGGGAGGGGCCGCCGGGAAGAGGAAGUGACGUCACAGGAAGCGGAGCUGGCGCUGGGAUUGGCCGAGCUGCUGCGGAGGGACCGACACAACGAGGGGGCGGAGCCAGCCGGAGGGGGCGGGGCCACAGCCCCGCCCCCUCUGGCCAAUCACGAGCUGCGGCUGCAGCUGGAGCUGGGGCGGGGGAGGGGCCCGGGGGGACCCGCCCCCCAGGAGGAGAAUCUGCCCCGAAUGCUGACGCAGCGCCAAUGGGGCCGUUGCCGCCACAGCAGCUUCUCCCCGGGGGAACAAACCCGCCUGAGCUCCCAUUUCCUCCCGAACCGCGUCGCCUUCGCCGACUCGUACCCGCAAAAGGCGUUCUGCGGCGUCUUCGACCCCAAUGGCGACGCCUUCGUGUCCGCCUGCCAAGACCAAACCCUGCGGCUGUACCGGUGCCGCGGGGGGGGGAUGAAGCUGCUGCGGACCUUCGCGGGGCGGGACGUGGGCUGGAGCAUCCUGGACGUCGUGUUCAGCCCCGACGGGUCCCGCUGCUUCUAUUGCAGUUGGUCCGACUACGUUCAUAUGAUUGACGUCUACGGGGAGGGCGACACCCACACGGCGCUGGAUCUGCGGCCCCGCGAGCGCCGCUUCGCCAUCUUCUCUUUGGCCGUGGCGCCGGGGGGCGGGGCCGUGCUGGGCGGGGCCAACGACGGCUGCAUCUACGGCUACGACCUGGGGGCCAUGAGGAGGGUGCUCAAGGUGUCGGCGCACGAGGACGACGUGAACGCGGUGGCGCUGGAGGGGGGGGCGGGGCAGCUGGUGCUGUCCGGGGGGGACGACGGCGUGUGCCGGGGCUGGGACCGGCGGCUGCUGCAGGAAUCGCCCGACGGCGACAAGCGGCCGCGACCCGUGGUGACCCUGGCCGGACACCGCGACGGGAUCACCUUCCUGCACCCCCGCGGCGACGGGCGGUACCUUGUGACCAACUCCAAGGACCAAUCAGCGAAGCUCUGGGACUUGCGGCUCCCGGCGGGGCCGACCGUCAUGGCCGCCGCGCGCCGCGCCGUGGCCAAUCAGAGCUGGGAUUACCGCUGGCAGCCGGCCCCGCCCACCACCAAUCCGGCGCCGUUGCCGGGCGACCGCUCGCUGAUGACCUUCCGGGGUCACGUGGUGCUGCACACGCUGCUGCGUGCCCGCCUGGCCCCGCCCCCCGGCCCCGCCGGCGGCCAAUACCUGAGCGCCGCCUGCGCCACGGGCGCCGUGAUUGUGUACGACGUGCUGACGGGGCGGGUCGUGCGGCGAUUGGCCAAUCACAGCGCCUGCGUGCGUGACGUCAGCUGGCACCCGCGCGGGGAUUGGCUGGCCAGCGCCUCGUGGGACGGCUCCAUCCGCCUCUGGGACUACGGGGACCCGGCCUGACGUGUGGGGCUGCCCCACAAGUGUGGGGCUGGGAGGGGGGAGGGGGGGGGGUUUGGGACCCACACUUGUGGGGCUGGGCUGUGACCCACAUGUCGGAGCUGCAAUAAAGG